Cyclocybe aegerita is the source of this 1854-nucleotide messenger RNA. The record is from the annotation of a GenBank genome assembly. Lineage: Eukaryota; Fungi; Basidiomycota; Agaricomycetes; Agaricales; Hemipholiotaceae.
AUGGCACGGAACGGAACGGCCCUCGAAGCUUGCGAUUGUCUAGCUAACUUGGAGAAGAAGAUUCGUAUUGCCGAUCGAAGCAAGAAGGACACUGAAGCAAGAAGGACACUGAAGCACUCGUACCCUUCCGGUGUAUUUCAGCUGAAGUUGGCCCAUAUAAAAGCCGUGCAUGAUCCACGCUUCUUUCUGCCCUUGUACCCGAUACCCUUCCCCCACUUACUGCACUCGCCAAUGCAUCUUCUAGCCAGCCUUUUGUUUUCUCUGCUGGGAGUGCCUGUCUUAGCCGCCAAUGUACAGAAGCCUGACAUCGUUCUCCCACCUUCUGCCGCUGUGUAUCGAGACCAAGUCGAGAAGAUUUUUACCGACAGCUACGACGCGUACAAGAAGUAUGCCUUCGGCCACGACGAUCUCUCUCCUCUUACUCAAGGCUUUUCCGACGGUCGCAAUGGAUGGGGUGCCACUAUUGUCGAUGCAAUGUCUACCAUGCACAUCAUGGGUCUAAACGAUCUUUUCCUUGAGGCCGUGGACUUUUCGAGCAAGAUCGACUUCAGAAGAUCGCAGACGGAUGACACCGUCAGUGUCUUCGAAACAACCAUUCGCUAUCUUGGCAGUCUCCUUAGCGCAUACGAGCUCAGCAACCAGGAAUUCCCUGGUCUUCUUCAGAAAGCGAAAGAACUCGCUGAUAAGAUGGCCUUCGCCUUCCGUGGGACCAGCCCCGUACCUUUCGGUUUCCUUAAUUUCACGACGGACACUGUAAUGUUCGGCAACUCAAAUAUCGCCGAAGCCGGAACUCUUACUCUUGAAUGGGAGACACUCUCGAAGUUCACUGGAAACCAAACCUACGCUGACCUGGUCCUGACAUGCGUGAAGCACAUUGCUAAUUUGCCAGCGCCGCUCCCUGGACUCGCUGCCCAGGGGAUUGAUCCAAUGAGCGGCAACUUCGUCGGAGGAUACAUCACCUGGGGCGGAGGCUCGGACAGCUAUUUUGAGUAUUUGAUCAAGCACGCACGACUGACCAACACCGACGAUAACCUCUUCGCGGACACAUGGCACACCGCUGUCGACUCUUCCAUUACGAACUUACUGAAGACUUCGACUGUCGGCGGCCAUGUGUAUCUCGCAGACCAGGAUUCGACCCAGAGAAUCCGUUACGUCAGUUCUCAUUUGGCAUGCUUCCAUGGAGGGAACUGGCUCUUUGGUGGACGCCUACUGAACAACGACACAAUCGUUCAAAUCGGUCUUGACUUGGUUGAUGGCUGCUGGAACACGUAUGCCCGCACUGCAACGAAGAUAGGUCCGGAACGCUUCGCAUACAUCGCCGCCGAUGGAAACUUCACGGGAGGGAAUCCGCCCAGUGCUGCUCAGCUGGCCUUCUACCAAAACACAGGGUACUAUAUCACCUCAGCACCCUACAUCCUCCGCCCCGAGGUUCUAGAAUCUAACUUCUACGCCUACCGCGUGACGGGCGAUGCGAAGUACCUUGAACGUGCUGCCAGUGCCGUUGAAAGCUUCAACAAGUACCUUCAGACCCCAACGGGCUACGCAGGAUUGUGGAACGUCGACGAUGUCGAUUCCGAGAAGAUCGAUGAUACGGAAAGUUUCUGGUUCGCUGAGGUGUUGAAGUAUUUGUACCUUACCUUUGACGAUCCGAACCAUAUCAGCCUUGACGAAUAUGUUUUCACCACUGAGGCUCAACCUUUCAAGGCGCCCCCUGCAAAGGCUGUCUACGGUAGUGGUGGAACUAGUGGUAUUCGUAAACCGACCCAACCCUUCACUCUUCGUAAAGGCGCACCUCUUCCUGCCAUCAGUCCGAACCCCAGACUCCCUGAGCCGAUCCCAGUCCCUCCUCAAUAG